This is a messenger RNA of Populus nigra (black poplar), 1768 nucleotides long. RefSeq names its product serine carboxypeptidase-like. Gene Ontology annotation, cellular component: vacuole. Bases 48 to 1589 code for a protein of 513 amino acids. Lineage: Eukaryota; Viridiplantae; Streptophyta; Magnoliopsida; Malpighiales; Salicaceae. Gene Ontology annotation, biological process: proteolysis. Gene Ontology annotation, molecular function: serine-type carboxypeptidase activity. The transcript has 9 exons. The record is from RefSeq and is a predicted model, not a curated record.
AGAUCUUACCUUCGUAUCUGUCACUCCAUUCCUGGAGAACCUGAAAAAUGGAGAACCUGAAUUUCCUUUCUGUCAUUCUCCUGUCACUUAUCGCGAUAUCUCACGCGAGAAUACCAGACGAUCCUCAUCUCAAUCUCGAGAGGUCGAAUUUCCCGUCUGUACAAGCAGGGAAGAUGAUAAGAGAGCUGAAUUUGUUUCCAAAAUCAGAAGUCAACGUGAUCGGCGGUGGUGAUGAUGGUGCUGGUGCUAUUAGCGAGUCAGGGCACAAUAAGAGGAUUUUAGAGAGGAAAUUUAGGUUUCCUAAUGUAGUUGGUGACGAGGAAGAAAGCUUUACCGUUGAUGAUUUGGGGCAUCAUGCUGGCUAUUACAAGAUUGAGCAUUCUCAUGAUGCUAGGAUGUUCUACUUUUUCUUUGAAUCAAGGACCAGCAAGAAGGAUCCUGUGGUCAUUUGGUUGACAGGAGGACCAGGGUGUAGCAGUGAAUUGGCUAUGUUUUAUGAAAAUGGUCCUUACACUAUUGCAAAUAACCUGUCACUUGUGCGAAAUGAGUAUGGUUGGGACAAGGUAUCAAAUCUUCUAUAUGUUGACCAACCCACUGGUACUGGAUACAGUUAUAGUAGUGAUAGGCGUGACAUUCGUCACAAUGAAGGCGGAGUUAGUAAUGAUCUAUAUGACUUCUUACAGGCCUUCUUCGAGGAGCAUCCUGAAUUGGCAGAGAAUGACUUCUACAUAACUGGAGAAUCAUACGCUGGACACUAUAUUCCUGCUUUUGCAGCUCGGGUCCACAAAGGAAACAAAGCUAAAGAAGGAAUUCAUGUAAACCUCAAGGGAUUUGCCAUUGGUAAUGGGCUUACUGAUCCUGCAAUCCAAUAUAAAGCAUACACAGAUUAUGCACUGGAUAUGGGAAUAAUUAAACAAGCUGAGCAUGAUCGCAUCAACAAGAUAGUUCCAGCCUGUGAAGUGGCAAUAAAGCUUUGUGGCACUGAUGGUACAGUCUCUUGCUUGGCCUCCUAUUUAGUUUGCAAUACCAUAUUCAGCAGCAUCUUAUCAGUUGCUGGUAAUAUAAAUUAUUAUGAUGUUAGAAAGAAAUGCGAGGGGAGCCUCUGCUAUGACUUCUCAAAUAUGGAGAAAUUUCUGGGCCAGAAAUCUGUUAAGGAGGCACUUGGUGUUGGGGAUAUAGACUUUGUCUCCUGUAGCACUACAGUCUAUAUGGCGAUGCUUACAGACUGGAUGAGGAAUCUCGAAGUGGGCAUUCCUGCUCUCCUUGAGGAUGGAGUCAAGUUGCUUGUGUAUGCUGGAGAAUAUGAUCUCAUCUGCAACUGGCUCGGUAAUUCAAGAUGGGUUCAUGCCAUGGAGUGGUAUGGUCAGAAAGAGUUUGUGGCAUCUCCUGAAGUUCCCUUUGAAGUUAGUGGUUCAGAAGCUGGAGUGCUGAAAAGUUAUGGGCCUCUCGCAUUCCUUAAGGUCCACGAUGCAGGGCACAUGGUUCCCAUGGACCAGCCCGAGGCUUCAUUAGAGAUGCUGAAGAGGUGGACUCAAGGCAAAUUGUCGGAAGUCACACAGGAGCCCCAACAAUUGGUUGCUGAGAUGUGAUUGCCUUUUAUCUAGCUUUAGUAAGAGUGACCGUAAUAUAUGGUUUCCCUUGACGCUUGUAAAUAUUAUUUUUCUCACGGGUCAAACAGAAUCCUAGACAAUGUGGUAUCUUGCCUUUUGAUUCUCUGAAGGUUAUAGACUUCUAGAAUCAGAGAGUUUUAUGGAUGCAUGUCUUCUUA